AUAAGCCAUCCAUUACAACUUAUACUUCGGAUGCGCAAUCCGGUUCGCUCCCUCGUCCCGCCCUUGGCAUUCUGCCUGGCGAGCGAGCGCGUGUGCGGCGCCUGAUGAGAGUGACCUCGUAUUGGCCAUAGCGUGGUGUGAAGCGGCACGAAGUUAGCGGCGUGCAUGCACUUGCGAGGACUGUACGGUGCGUCUCAGCGUCUAGCAGCAGGCUACGCGUACCAGCCAGCACGAAGGAGUUUGCCACGACGACUACGAUUCCUAAUCGGCUGCAGAGGAGCCCGGAAACUGAAACUCCUUCACCUCGCCCAUAGCAUAUCCGUGAGUAGACGUCUGUGGUCGUAUAAAACCUGCUCUAUAUCAUGAACAAGAAAGAGACUACACGUGCCGUAAAUGAGGUCGUUAUCGCCUCUUUUGCCAGGACGCCAAUUGGAUCAUUUCGUGGUGCCUUGGCUGCGGUCCCAGCAACGAGGCUCGGCUCCAUAGCAAUCAAAGGGGCCGUAGAGAGAGCAGGGAUCAAGUUCGAAGAUGUCCAAGAAGUCAUUAUGGGCAAUGUGGUCUCGUCCGGGGCUGGCCAGGCACCAGCAAGGCAGGCAGCUUUGGGAGCAGGUCUUCCACUGUCUGCACCAUGUACAACAAUAAACAAAGUCUGUGCUUCGGGAAUGAAAGCAAUCAUACUGGCAGCUCAGAGCCUUAUGUGUGGAUCUCAGGAUAUUAUGGUUGCCGGCGGAAUGGAAAGCAUGUCGAACAUACCGUACUACUUGGCGCGAGGAGAGACUCCGUACGGAGGGAUUCACUUACAGGAUGGCAUGGUACACGACGGCAUGACUGACGCUUACGACAAAAUUCACAUGGGGACUUGCGCUGAGAAAACUGCCAAGAAGUACGAAGUCUCGCGAGAAGAUCAAGACCAGUUCGCAAUGGAAAGCUACAGGAGAAGCGCAGCAGCUGCAAAGGAAGGCAUCCUCGCCAAAGAAAUUGUGCCGGUGACGAUACCUGUAAAGCCUGGAAAGCCCGACGUUGUAGUAACGGAGGACGAAGAAUACAAACGUGCCGAUUUUGACAAGUUUUCUAGCUUGCCAACUCCGUUCGUCGAAGAAGGCGGUACCAUUACGGCUGCAAAUGCGAGCGGCCUUAACGAUGGCGCUGCUGCUUGCGUUUUGAUGACUCGCCAGGCAGCCGAGCGGCUUGGAGUGAAGCCCCUGGCACGGAUUGUCGGCUUUGGCGAUGCCGCUGUGGAGCCAGUGCACUUUUCAAUUGCUACUGCAUACGCAAUGACAAAGGUUUUGAAGGAAGCUGGCUUGACAACUGAUGAUGUGUCCAUGUUCGAAAUCAACGAGCCUUUCAGUUCCGCGGUACUAUGCAACAUGAAGCACCUCAAGUUGGACCACUCUAAAGUAAACAUUCAUGGAGGCUCAGUCAGCCUUGGACAUCCAAUUGGGGCAUCUGGUGCAAGGAUCACAGGACGCUUAGCCCUUCAUCUAAAGCAAGGACAGUAUGGAAUGGCUGCCGCCUGCAACGGCGGUGGCGGCGGCUCCGCCAUACUCAUCGAGAAGCUUUAACUCUUCGUAUAACUGUAUCCCAAGAGGAACAGUCUGAAGUCAGGAACUUCGGCAGACUAUCCGAUCCACAUGCCUUGUUUUCUUUUCUGCUAACCAAACCAUCAAUAAAGGUUUCAGGC
Molecule: messenger RNA, 1681 nt
Organism: Rhipicephalus sanguineus (brown dog tick)
Lineage: Eukaryota; Metazoa; Arthropoda; Arachnida; Ixodida; Ixodidae
Product: acetyl-CoA acetyltransferase A, mitochondrial
Exons: 13
Coding region: 363-1562 (399 amino acids)
Biological process (GO): fatty acid beta-oxidation
Molecular function (GO): acetyl-CoA C-acetyltransferase activity
Source: RefSeq, a predicted model, not a curated record